Molecule: messenger RNA, 1228 nt
Organism: Anarrhichthys ocellatus (wolf-eel)
Lineage: Eukaryota; Metazoa; Chordata; Actinopteri; Perciformes; Anarhichadidae
Product: barH-like 1 homeobox protein
Exons: 3
Biological process (GO): regulation of DNA-templated transcription
Molecular function (GO): DNA binding; DNA-binding transcription factor activity, RNA polymerase II-specific
Source: RefSeq, a predicted model, not a curated record
UCCAACAGUUCCUGUUGAACACCUGAGACCAAGUCCUCAAACUCACCUGAGUCCUCGUGGAGUGAUGGAGGAGAUUUCUGCCUCCGGAGGCUCCGGGUUCCGCAUCGACUCUCUGCUCUCCCUCAGGCCGCCGGGCGCGCUCCUCUCCCGGGCACACCCUCCGGAGCUCAGCCCGGGCGGCUGCUCGGCGCCUCCUUCCCCGAGGAGAGAGCCUGUUCUCCGUCUGCAGUGUGCGCUGCCGUCCGGUCACCAGCAGCAGCCCCGCAUCGUCGGCUCCUCGUUCCUCAUCCGGGACAUUUUAGCGGACUGCCGGCAUUACUCGGACCCUGGACUGGUCUACUCGGACCCGGGACAGCAGUCCGGACCGGAAGAAGACUUUCAGGAUAAAAGUGUGAGCGGCUCUGACAGUGAAACCAGAGUGGGCGGGCCCUCAGACCCGGCGAUGGAACGUCUGAAGAAACCUCGUAAAGCUCGGACUGCGUUCAGCGACCAGCAGCUGUCGAAGCUCGAGAGAAGCUUCCAGAAACAGAAGUACCUGAGUGUCCAGGACCGCAUGGAGCUCGCUGCUUCACUGCAGCUCAGCGACACCCAGGUCAAGACCUGGUACCAGAACAGGAGAACGAAGUGGAAGCGUCAGUCAGCUGUUGGUUUGGAGCUGCUGGCUGAAGCCGGCAGGAUGUUCCUGCCCACACACUUCCUGUAUCCUCGUGCCCCGCCCACACCGGACCUCUACCUGUACCGAGGCCCUGCCUCCCACCACCAGGUCCCGCCCCUGCUUCCUCGAGUCCUAACCCACAGCGGACCACACCCCCACUGACACCGGCACGCUGGUAGCACUGGUUUCUACAGAACGUUUGAUUAUUAAAGUGAUGAAAGAGACUUCUAUUGAUCCUCUUCAGCUGCAGGAUGUUCCUGACGACAUGGUCCUGGUCCUGGUCUCUGGUUCACGACUCGACACUGGCUAGAGGGACCAGUUCCUGGAACUAAACCUGGACCCUGGUCAGGAGUCAACUCCAGGUUGAGGUACUUUCAAGUACUGGAGGCAAUGACGUCGCUCAUGAUUGGUUGAGCAGGUGUGACAUCACAUCACGUUAAAAAGGACCACAGGUUGUUCAGAUGGAGGCUGGACCAGAAGAUAAACUAAACGUGGUUCUGUCCUUAAUGUCGGACUCAAAGUUCAAAUCUGAGAGACGAAGACGACUAGUUCAGUUUUUUAUAUUUACAAUAA